CAUAGUAUUUUCUAGAAACUUUAACAUAAAUUAUAUUGAAUUUUAAAGUAAUCUUUUUUUACAGAAAUAAAAUAAUUAAAAAAUUAGUAAUGCAAAAGACAAUCUCCCCCAUAGUUAAAUGGUCUUAAAGAAAAGAAAAUGUGUUUUUAACAGUUGAAGUGAGAGAUUUGAAAGAUGAAAAGGUUGACUUGACUUCAAACUCACUUAAAUUUUCAGCUACUGCAGAAGGUGUUAAUUAUACUUUUGAAAUUAAUUUCUUUGCUGAAGUUGUUGUCGAAGAAAGUAAAUGGACCAAUUAUGGGUUGAACGUCAGAUUUAUUUUAUCAAAGAAAGAUAAAACUGCUUCAUAUUGGACUAGAUUAAUCAAAGAGACACACAAAUUACAAUACUUAUAGGUCGAUUGGACAAAGUAUAUCGAUGAAGAUGAUGAGGCUGAAGAGGGAGGCAAAGGUUUGGACGAUUGGGAUUAGAACAAAUUCUAAAAUUUCGAUUAAGGUGGUGCAGAUGAGGAUGACGAAGAGGCUGAAGAGGAAUAGCCAAAGGAGGGAAAUGUUGACGAUUUAGAUAAGGAAGAAGAAGUCUAAAAAAAUGAUCAAGCCCCAUAGGAAGGUGAAUAGGAGAAAUAAGCAGAGAGUAAUUGAUAAUGAUAUUAUAUCUAUGUUUAAAUAAGAAGAUGUAUGUUUUCUGUCCUUUAUCAUUAUAAUAAAGGCUAUUGAUGGUUCUUUUUGAA
Molecule: messenger RNA, 730 nt
Organism: Paramecium tetraurelia
Lineage: Eukaryota; Ciliophora; Oligohymenophorea; Peniculida; Parameciidae
Exons: 5
Biological process (GO): chaperone-mediated protein complex assembly; protein folding
Cellular component (GO): cytosol; nucleus
Molecular function (GO): Hsp90 protein binding; protein-folding chaperone binding
Source: RefSeq, a predicted model, not a curated record